This is a messenger RNA of Setaria italica (foxtail millet), 1286 nucleotides long. RefSeq names its product salutaridine reductase. Lineage: Eukaryota; Viridiplantae; Streptophyta; Magnoliopsida; Poales; Poaceae. The record is from RefSeq and is a predicted model, not a curated record. Gene Ontology annotation, cellular component: membrane. The transcript has 5 exons. The coding region runs from base 57 to 983 and encodes 308 amino acids.
CGUAUAUAUGCACUCGACUACCACUGCUCUUCUCCUGCGCCGGAUCAGGCAAGAUCAUGGAAGAAGCGAUCCCCAAGCCAUCAGAGAAGAGGGUCGCCCUUGUCACCGGCGGGAACAGGGGCAUGGGGUUCGAGAUAUGCCGGCAGCUGGCGUCCAGCGGGCUCGCCGUCGUCCUGACGGCGCGGGACGAGAAGAGGGGCGCCGAGGCGGUCGACAGGCUUCGCGGGCUCGGGCUGCCGGACGUCGUGUUCCACCAGCUGGAGAUCACGGAGCCCGCCAGCGCCGCUCGCCUGGCUGAUUUCGUCAGGAACAAGUUCGGCAAGCUCGACGUAUUGGUCAACAACGCAGGAACCAUGGGGGUCACGAUGGAGGUUGGCGAGGCGGCCGUCAAGGAAAUAAUGAGUUCAGGCAAGGACCAGAACGAGAUUGCAGAAUGGCUGAAGCAGCGGACCACGCAGAGCACUCAGCAGGGAGAGGAGUGCCUGAGAAUCAACUACCACGGCACCAAAAAGGUCACCGAGGCGCUGCUCCCACUCGUCCUAUCCUCCGCCGAUGGAAGGAUCAUCAAUGUCACGUCAGCGUUUGGGCUGCUCAGGUUUUUCAGCGGCGAGGAGCUCCGGCGGGAGCUGAGCGGCAUCGACACGUUGACCAAGCGGCGGCUGGACGAGCUGUCGGCGCUGUUCGUGGAGGACUUGAAGCGCGGGGAGCUGGGGCGCCGCGGGUGGCCGGCCGACCGGGUGUACGCGGCGUACCAGGCGUCCAAGGCGCUCGUGUGCGCCUACACGAGGAUCCUCGCGAGGGAGAACGCCGGGCUGCGGGUCAACUGCGUCCACCCGGGCUACGUCGAGACCGAGAUGAACUGUAACACGGGCAACCUGACGGCCGCGGAAGGCGCCAGCGUCUCCGUCGCGGUCGCUCUCGCCGAGCGGGGCGGCGUGACCGGGGCUUACUUCGACCGCACGGAGAUGGCAUCGUUUGUCUAAAUCCUGGAGAUUAGCAACGUACUGUUACACGUAUACUCCGUCCAUCCCAAAUACCUAUUCAUGUUAGUUUUUCUAGAUACACUGAUAUGCACCUAAAUAUAUAUUUAUGUUUUGUAAAACGAAUAGUAAUUUAGGACGAAGGGAGUAUCUUGCUUUAGUAUGCAUUAUUUAAUAUUCCCUCCAUUCCAAACUGUACGUCGUUUUUUAUUUUUUUAGAUUCAUAGAUAUUAUUAUGCAUCCAUAUCACUCGAAUUUUGUACCCUCCAACCUUAACCUGAUGGCUCCUAUUGUUUCUCCCUCUUA